Messenger RNA from Penicillium argentinense, 1929 nucleotides. RefSeq lists its product as uncharacterized. Gene Ontology annotation, molecular function: DNA-binding transcription factor activity, RNA polymerase II-specific; zinc ion binding. The record is from RefSeq and is a predicted model, not a curated record. Lineage: Eukaryota; Fungi; Ascomycota; Eurotiomycetes; Eurotiales; Aspergillaceae. The transcript is spliced from 9 exons. Bases 1 to 1929 code for a protein of 642 amino acids. Gene Ontology annotation, biological process: regulation of DNA-templated transcription.
AUGGACAAGCAGGCCAAGAUGGUUCUGGGCCCGAAGCCCACCAAAGCCUGUGUCAAUUGUAGGCGACUGAAGAUGAAAUGUGAGGUUUCAGGGCCGCCACCCUGUCGUCGAUGUCGACACACCCAGACAGCCUGUAUCUUCAAGCCUCGAGCUAAUGCCUCGGCGAUUCACGAAUUCAUCGAUGAGGCCCAGAGCGAGUUAUUGGCUCCGCGAUCAUCAAUGCAUGAUCAGCAGGCGAUUCUAGACCGGCUGGAUCGCAUCGAGGCCGCACUGGGAAUCACCCAAGAAGCCCCAGAAGAAGGAAACGACUCUCGCGAUAUGAGUAUUGAUGAAGACUCAGAUUCUGUACCUUUGCAAGGCGUUUGGAAUGCUGUCGCCCAUCUGAGAUCCAUCACACGACCUGCUCCCGAUGAGAAUAUCUGGUCGCGUCCAACGAUAAAGAGACUAUGGAGCUCAUUUUUGAAUAAUCUUCCACUGCUUCACUUUCUCAGCGACCGAGAGGCAUUUGCGUCUCCGACACCUUUGCUACUUGCAUCUGUUCUGUACAUUUCUGCUCUUCAUCAUCGGUCGUCAGAGCUAGCCUCAUUCGAUGCAGGAUACUUUACAGCCACGUGCUGUGCAAUUAAUGAGCUUCUAACUCCGACACUCAGACCUGGUUCCUCUACGAGGCGGGAUAGUCGAAUGACUGAUACUUCAGAUUAUCUCCCACCAAAGCGAAAAGCGUUCAAUAACAUCCUUGGCCUCAUUAUGGCGAGCUUGAGUUCUGAAGCUUACAUCGAUGCAACUGGUUCAUGGAUUGCAAUGGCUUAUCGUCUCUGGUUGGACCACUGCCCAUCUCAACUAGAUUCUACGACUCCUGAGUGGAGGGGGUUAUUUUCUGGUCUUCAGGUCAUCGAUAUUGAGCAUGCCUCUAUGCACAUGUCAUAUCCAAUGCUACCACGCCAGCCGCCUACGCCGGGCAUACAACGUGUGGAUAACCACCAGGGAAAUGCAUACCAAGGCCUUUCCGACAUGAUGCAUCAUGGCCUGAGCCAUUUCGUGGGCAGAGGAUUACCUACCAUCUGGUCAUCAAUAAACAAUAGCGUGCCUGAUAGUCCACCAGCCGUCGAGACAUCAUUCACUGAGCAGGACUCGGAGGUGAUUCGCCUCUGGGCACGGAAACUUGAUGACUGGCUCGUUCGAUAUAAUGGAGCAUCCCAACCAUCGCCCUCCGAUCGACAAGGAAUCGUGAUUCUUCUGCAAUACCACCUCCAUAAACUCUAUGUUUUGUCUAUUUACCACCCCGCUCGAGGCUUCAACCUCAGCUCGGCCAAAAUCACUCCUGUCGAGAGACAUGAGCUGCUCGUAUCGGCACGAGCAGUGCUGAGGCUAAGACAGGACGACGCUAGCAUCUGGUCUAACUGGGAUCUUAUUAUGAUCACCUGGGCUGCAAUUCUUUUGCUUCGGGGCGUUGAGGAUGGCAUGACGCAUCAAGACGAUCUCCACCUAAUCCAAGGCCAUCUCCGCAGCCUAGAAAGAAGCAACCAAUCCUCCGAAAGCAUUCACACCAUCCUAUCAGAACGCCUCGAAUCUAGCAUGCAAGCCAUGCACACCCCACCAGACACGACAUCUGCUGUAAACGUCCCCGUCCCAACUGCGGACGAUUCGUGGACCAUCUUCGACCAAGAGAUCAUGUCUCUCGCAAAUCCGCCUUGGCUCUUCCAAGAUUCCUCAUUCACAUCCACCCCCAAACCUCCAAAUCAAGUUCAACAAAUGCAGCCAGGCUUACAGUCUGUCCAUUAUGGCUCUGGUAUUUUAGGGACCCCUAGCCAUCAAUUUGCUGCUGGUGCGCAAUGGGGCACACCGGAAGGUAUCCAGGAUGCAUUGCCGUCAACGUUGAAUCGAAUAUUCGGCAAUGAGAAUCAAGGUCAGGAUAAUGGGCUUAUCUAG